CGAGCGAACAGAGAGCACGUUUCGCAUGGCCAUCCACACCGUAUACGUUUUCAUAUCGGCAAUCGAACACCGCUCUUUUGAAAACCGACCGGCUACAUGGCCCGGUCAUCGAGCUUAUCACUUCAACUUAGGAAGUUAGAGCUUGAGAAACGAUGAUACCGGUCCGGAGUUCGCUGAAACUACUGCUCAUCGUUAUCGUACCUAGGUACCUAUGUGUCAAUGGCAGAACCGGGUGAGCUCCGGUCACGAUCGAUAACUACGUGGCCCGAGCGCUGCGGCAGUCAUAUCAGACCGGGCCGGUCUUCUAUCAUCCACUAGUACCGCUACUCACCAUAACGAGACAUUAGAAUACCGAGCUUGAUGCAGGGGUCUGUUCUCCACAGGUCUGUCACUCAUGCCAUGUCAACAUAUCUUGCAUCUACCGCUGUCGAACUCCUUGAUCUUAGCUACUACAUACCACACUGAAAGUCAGAAUGACACAGCCUCUCAAGCACGUAGUUUUCGACGUCGUCGGCACCUGCGUAUCAUUCGACGCCUACUACGAACGCAUAGACUCAGUCUUGGGUGCAAAACUUCGCCAUCAUUACGUAACACCGCAACACUUCGGGUACACCUGGCAGACAGCUGCUGAGCUGGAAUUCACCUUCUUGUCCAUCUCCGAAAGCUACAAGCCUUACAAGGACAUUCUCCGAGGACUAUUCUACCGGACUCUCUGUCUUUGUGGCAUCGCCGAUCCUCGGGCUAUAGCUACUGAAGAGGAGCGGGAACAGUGCAUCGAAGGCUAUUCCGCUUUACAGCUGCGACCUGGCUGUCGGGAGACGUUCCAGUUGCUGCGCGACAACGGCUUUACAGUCUGGUGCUUCACCACCGGAGAUGUGCAACGGGUCAGAGGCUAUUUCGAGCACGCCGGUGUAGACAUGCCGCUGGAGAAUUUCAUUAGUUGCGACAAUACAGGCGUGGCUAAACCCGCUCUCCCCGCCUAUCAGGCUGUAUGGAAACGACUUGGAGCAAACGAUGUGAAAUGGUUCGCUGCCGCGCACAUGUGGGAUGUCGCAGCAGCCACAAAAGUCGGUUUUCGUGGAGCGUGGAGCUCGGUGUACGAGAAGGAAGCUUGUCUCGACGUUUUUAGUGACGUGAAGUUAGAGGUGGUAGCUGGAGGUCUCAUGGAAAUGGCGCAGGAGAUUGUAGAUAAGUCUCAAUGACAUCAGUAAAGGAUGUUC
This is a messenger RNA of Alternaria alternata, 1220 nucleotides long. Its product is annotated as haloacid dehalogenase. Bases 474 to 1202 code for a protein of 242 amino acids. The record is from RefSeq and is a predicted model, not a curated record. Lineage: Eukaryota; Fungi; Ascomycota; Dothideomycetes; Pleosporales; Pleosporaceae. The transcript has a single exon.